AUGCCGGCGCCAUCAAGGCCUUCCUUCCUCUCCCUUUCUAAAUCACCUUCAUUCGCUACCUCUCCCCCCUCUCACACAGAACCUCCUGAGUUACUUUCAUCUGAUAGUAAUCAGCCGAAAUCAGAUCCAAGUGCUUCAAUAGCCGCAUCUCAAACACCAGUGUCAUUGUCCAUCAUCCUGUCAAACUUGAUCCCGACAUUUCUAAUACUCCUAUAUGCCAUUUACAUUAUCCAUCGAAUCAGACGGUAUACGCGAUUCGCGGGAAUCAAGAGGUUCUUCCACAUAUGUGUUUCUUUACCGCAGAAUACUAUGGACAUAGUGUGGAGAGGGAGAAGGAGGGGCAUUGAUGGAUACGUGCAUGUCGAUGCCAAUCCAAAUUCCGACCAUUCCUUUGAACGUGGUGGAUGGGACGAACUGGCAAGUUAUGGUGUUAAUGGGCAUGAAGAGAUUGAGAUCGAGGGCCAGCAGGACGUGGCCGGAACCGGGAGACCAGUUGAAAGUAAGGGUUGUCAACAGGGUGAUCAACUUAUUGAUAGCUUAAGCUCAGGUUGCGAUGCCUCCGAUGCGGCAUUGGAUACACCCUUGGAGGACGACGGGGAGGAGCAAUUAGACAUGUCCAGAUAUUUCGACCCAAUGACGUCAAGGCUGCGAGAAGGCGUCCUUUUUGGCCCUGAGAUAGAGAUUGGGCGCGAGGAUAAGGCUGAAUUUGAGGGCAGAGGAGAAAAAGGAGAUAUCACGGCGUGGAUUGAUGGCGCCGUUGGUAGGGUUGUUGCGAGACAGAAGACAGAUGAAAGGGAUGAAGUGAUAUGA
This is a messenger RNA of Blastomyces gilchristii SLH14081, 810 nucleotides long. RefSeq lists its product as uncharacterized. The record is from RefSeq and is a predicted model, not a curated record. The coding region runs from base 1 to 810 and encodes 269 amino acids. Lineage: Eukaryota; Fungi; Ascomycota; Eurotiomycetes; Onygenales; Ajellomycetaceae. The transcript has 2 exons.